GGCCUAUACGUAGUAGUGUAGUGUUGACAAAAAAAAAAAAAAAAGAAUACGCACACGCACACCGUCUAAAAUAAAACAACAACAACACCAACUACUACAUCAAGUGAAAAUGUACUUAAAAAAAAAAUGCAAAUAAAUAUGUCAGCAAAGUGAUAAAACCCAAUAAAAGUCAUUUGUUAAUUUUCACCGAAUAAAAUUUAUGAACGCAAUACAUUUUAUUGCAUUUGAAUGCAAUUGCACUCAUACAUAUAAAGUGCAAUAUCGUACAUGCAUGUAUGUGUGAACCUAUCCAUAAAGCAAAAUAUCAGAUCAAAUUCAAUGUUGUUUCCCAUUUUUCCUAUAGCACAUCAACAAAAGUGAAAAAAUUUUAUAAAAAAAAAAAUCGCGGAAAUUCCCAGUAAAUGUAGUAAAGAAAAAGAAAAAAAAUAUGAAUUAUGAUUAUUUGAAAAGCAUUUCACGUGGAGGCAAAACAAACAAAGAGCAAAAACGGCAGAAAUAUUUUCAAAGAAAACAAAUCACAGUAAAAGGCAAAGCCAAUAUUGAUUUGUGAGCCAAUAACAAAUGAGAUACGAACUCACACACACACGCACACAAAUACACUUUCAUUCAAUCAUUGUGUUCACCAUUGCAAAAGGAGUUAAUAACAUUGAAUGCAAUGCUGUUAAUAAUGCUGAUGCAAAGCCAAUCGAUUAAGCAAACAAAUGAUCAAUAAAACGAAAAAAAAAAAACUCAUCAAUUCAAGUGAUAAAAACGCAUCGAACCACAUACACACACACACACACACACACGCAUACUCAAAUUCACCCACAGAGGAAGAACACUAAAUACAAUAGUUAAGUAAAUGAAUGAAUGAAUGGCCCGACCAUAAAAUCAAUGAACAAUUUCCAGGAAAUAAAGUUAAAAUGCAGUUUUACUUGAAUUCAAAAUAAAACUCAAACAAAAUGAAAAUGUGCGGAAUUUUAAAAGCUCACUAUAACAGCAAGAACAACAAUCCAGUGCUUCGGUCAAAUGAAAGAAGCCCAAAAUAAACGAAAUUAACUAAAAACCCCCAUAAAUUCUUCAAGCUAACAACGAGGAACCGCAAACACGUAAAAGCGUCGGUUCGAUUGUUACGCAGCAAACACACGCACCGAUGAGCGAGGGCAAAACGGCGAACAAGGGAAAAAUGUAUGCGACUUAUUCGACGACAACAACAUUUUGGAUACUCUGUCUGACAUUUGUCAGCAUUCAUCACAGUCAUCAUCAAUUGAAGUACGCCAAUGGGGCGGCCAUUGUUACUUUGCCGCAGCCUCGACCAAGGGCGGAUGCGAUACCACAAUUCAGGCCUCUUCCCGAGGCAACCACUAAGGAAGUAAUAGGUGAUGUUGAACAACCUGAUAUCGCCACGCAAUCGGAAGGCAUUCUUCAAAGGCGCCCUCCCAAAGAGGGGGCGGCAGUGUGGAGUGCGGCAAAGACCAUAAAAGAAAAUUCAAUAAAAUCGAUUUUAGCUCUUCAGCUCAAGGAGAAGACACAAAAGUUGAACGACACCCGGGGUGGGGGUGGGGGUGGUGAUGACACCCACCGUCAGGGGGCGAUAACAACUGACAACACUCCGGACUCGACGAUGAAAUUAACAGCACUCAAGAAACAGAGUGAAAACAAUCAAGUCUAUGUUAAGCACUUUAAACAAAAGAUUGAUGGGGACUAUUUGAGCAAGGACUUUAAAGAAAAUCUACAGCAGCUUUUAAAGAGCAGCGACGACAAUGAUAAUGGCAACCACAAGACACAAGGCACCAUUGCUGGUGGCAGUAGCCCCAGCGGCAGCAGCAGCAGUAUUAAUAAAUCACAAAACGAUAAUGGAUAUCUUAUGGCCACUUCGACCAGCUCGACUAUGAAGCGAGCUGCUUCCUCACCGGCCACACCGCAGGCACGAACCACUUCAAUGACACAUCCGUUCUCCAGCUAUGGCCAUGGCUAUGGCUAUGGCAGCGCCACCAAUACUAGCUUCUCCAACAAAGGAUAUGGUUCGGCCAAGCAGCAGUUACCACUCCAGGAGGGGCGACGUCACAUUGUGCCUGAAAAACUGCAAUACACCGAAGAGAUUACCAUCAAGCAGGGUCGCCUUAUGGGCAUUAGACGUAAUUUUCAUUCCUCUGCAGGCAUACGUGAUGUUGAUCAAUAUCUUGGUAUACCAUAUGCCGAGGCACCAGUGGGCAGUCGCCGAUUCAUGCCACCAGGUGCUGCACUGCCUUGGCAAGGCUUAAAAAUGGCUCAUCACCUACCACCGGUGUGUCCUCAAAAACUGCCGGAUAUUUCACUUCAAGGCACAGCUAAAAUGUCCAAAAGUCGUUAUCGCCAUUUGACACGUUUGCUGCCCUAUCUGAAAACGGAAAGUGAGGAUUGUUUGUAUCUGAAUGUCUAUGUGCCAAAUGCAAAUCAUGGAGGCGGUGGCAGCAGCAGCUCUUCAUCCACCACCACGACCACCACAGGCUCAACCUCGUUUGAGUCAGAGGAUGAGGAUGAGUUCGACCGUCAUCCUUUGUAUCCGGUUGUUGUGUACAUACAUGGCGAGUCAUUUGAAUGGAAUAGCGGAAAUGCCUACGAUGGCUCCGUUCUGGCCAGCUACAGUGAAGUUAUCGUAGUGACUGUAAACUAUCGCAUUGGAAUUUUAGGCUUCAUGCGUCCCAGCAUUAAUGAGAAUACAGUUGCCAACUUUGGCCUAUUAGAUCAGAUAGCCGCUUUACACUGGAUAAAGGAGAACAUUCAUUCAUUUGGCGGCGAUAAGGACAGUGUCACCUUAAUGGGACACUCCACCGGUGCGGCCUGUAUCAACUAUCUUAUGAUCUCCCCAGUUGCCUCCGGUUUAUUUCACCGUGCCAUUCUGAUGUCCGGCUCGGCUAUGUCUGAUUGGUCAGCAACUAAUCAUUCGAUGCAGCUCACCAUGCAAAUUGCCCAUGGCCUUAAUUGUCCUCUUAAUGAUGACAAUGAAGAGAUGUUAUCGUGUUUGCGACAAAAGCGCUACCAGGACAUUUUGAAGAUACCAACAUCUUUGUCACAGUUUUCAACAUCGUUGGGUCCCAUUGUGGAUGGCCAUGUUAUUCCCAAUCAACCCUAUAAAGUAAUGGGCCAAUACACGGAACAUUUUAGCCGCUAUGAUUUAUUAUUUGGCAUCACCGAGUCUGAGUCGUAUCAUUCGUUGGGCGCUGAGGCUCUGGAUGAAGGAUUGCGUGAAAACGAACGCGAUAAUUUAUUGCGUUUCUAUAUGCAGAGUCGCUUUGAUGUUCGACCCGAUCUGGCGUUGGCGGCCACGCUCAAAAAAUACAGUGACAUGUACACCAACCCCAUUAAGGCUACAAAUAUGGAGCAUCGCGAUGUAGUGUUGGAUAUAUUGUCAGAUGCCCGUGUGGUAGGACCACUCAUACAAACCGGCCUCUUUCAUGCUGAGGUGAAUCGUCGAAAUUACAUGUAUGUCUUCGGUCACAACAGCUUCGGAGGACCUCAUGCCGUGCUACCCCACAGCAUAGCGGGUGAGGAACUUGCCUUCGUAUUUGGUGCACCACUUUCUUCGGCCGGCCUCUUUCAUGGCAUUCACUAUACGGCGCAGGAAAAACUUUUGGCGGAGGCUGUCAUGUCGUAUUGGUGUAACUUUGCCAAGACGGGAAAUCCAAAGGCACCCUGGAAGGAGAGCUUCAUAAAUUUGCAUGCCAUGGAAUGGGAUCGCUAUGAUUUAGAAUGGCCAGAAUUCAAUAAACGUUCGCAGGCGUACAUGAAUAUUGGAAUACCACCAUCCAUCGGUUAUAAAUAUCGACAGGUUUACAUGCAUUUUUGGAAUAAGGAAUUGCCCGAUGAGCUCAAUCAAAUUGCACACAUACAACAGCAACCCUUCCUGGAGGCGAACUAUGCAAACACGAUGCCAUCUCUGCCAGGAACCACGGCGAUUUAUCCCAAACCUUAUGGCGGCAGUGAGGUAAUAACCGGCCAUAUGAAUAAAUUCGGAGCACGUGAUGAUGGCGCAGAGGAUCCGGUGAGAACGUUGAAGGUGCUCAUGCAGCAGCCAACCGGCCGGCAAAAGGCUGGGGAGACAGCCGAGAACAUGUACAAUGCACCGCCCUCCACCACCUAUGUGGGCAAGGUGCGCCAUCGACCAUCGACCUCCGGCGAGGAUGGCGAAGGUGAUGAGGCACGUAGCUACGAAAUGGGUUACAAUAACUUUGGCUUUGCUGCCCGGGCACCCACGACAUCCGCCUCAAUUUAUGGCAUACGCCACUAUGAUGCAGGAGCAAACGGCAUGGCAGGCAAUGGUCGUGAGCAAACACCUUAUGGCCACCCUUACCCGAACGGAAAUAGUGGCAAUUAUGCCAGCGAAGACAAUAAGGCUGACGAUGGCAUGGCCGAUGCCGAUAGCCAGCAGGAGCAUGUGGCCAAGUCGGAAACCACGUUGCAGCUGCUGAUAGGUCUCAUUAUCAUUUUCAUAAUAUUGAAUGUCAUCAUCUACUCGACGAUACUGAUGCAAAAGAAAAAGAAGACACAGACCAUACAGCGCAAGCUGGGCACCGGCAUCCUCACAGCCUACGAUGGCACCAACGAUGACGACCUGAAGCGCUCCAAGCCCAGCACUCAUCAGGAUGAUGGCGACAGCUACAUCAUGGAUGCCAUGAGGAAGUCCAAUACCUAUGAGGCAGUCAAGACGGAGCGGAUAUCCUCGAAUGGCUUCAAAAUGACGCGCCAGUUGAGUUGUUCCACUGUCGACACACACACCAAGGUGAGUGAGUGGAUGUGCACCACGGGUCAGAAUAAAGUGGCCUUGCCACGACGACCCAGCAGCAAUAAGGACUCCAAGAAAUCAUCAUCAUCUUUCUCCUCCCUGGGAGGCAGUGGUGGCUCCUUUGGCAAGCACCCCCUCAAGGUGAGCGUGGCCAUUGAUGCCACCUCGGAGACAAGGGGCAGCAGUGUCAUGGAACAAGAGCCCAUAGAGGUGACCAAAAGUAAAAAUGAUGGACGCAAUCGCAUUAUUUGCCAAGAAGUGGAGGUGGAUGACCAAGAGCUACUCACACCCCAGGACUCCUUGGACAACAGUCGUUACACCCUCAUGCGUCAGCACUCUACGGUGACUGAGGCCUGCGAGGGAGAGCUUAUACAGCCCAUGCACUACCACUCAAGAUCAGAUCCCGUUGACAUCUACUACAGCCUUGAUCCCGAGUCUGAGGAAAAAGUCACCAGUUUUAUGCAGUCUGACUCGGCGCAUGAUGAUCAAGACAUCAAUGUCACCAGCAAAGAUGACAAUGAUGAAUGGCCGGUGGAGGCUUUAACUCCGGCACAGCAAAUGGAUGUCAUCAGGCGUAAGAAAUAUCCCAAGGUUUUGCCCACACAUAUGCCGGGUUGGGACAGAGAGACUGACUCACCACCCAUGACCAAGGAUUUGUCGACCACCUACAAGCGCAACUCGUUGCCACCCAACUCAUUCUUUGUUCAUUCGCAGCACCUUAAGCAACAGCCACCAUUGCCACCACCACGUACGGUGGCCACAUUGGGGCGCAAGCCUUCGUUGGGUAGGCGAAACAGCAACAGCAUUACCACUUCGCCAGUCAUGCUGGCCCAUGACUGCACCGAGGAGGAGGAGGAGCCCCAAAUAACGCAAAACACAUUAAUUGUUGGCUCAUUGCGGCCCACCGAAGGCUACUAUUCCACACUGAAAAGGAAGAACAAGCCGCCACAAAUUGAGACUAAUCCAACUAAUUUCCAGCAGCAGCAACAGCAAUCAGUAUUUCAAUCUUUUGAGUCGUCUCCCAUCUAUGAGACACCCGAACGCGAAGUGACGGCACAUCUGACACAGAAAGUCUACAAUGUGCAACCGGUGAGUGCGGCAGGCAAUCAGCAGCAGCAUCAGCAUCAACACCAUCAUCCAUCAUGUUCUGCUUCCUUGGACGCCAAUACAACGUCAUCGUUAUCACCACCACCAACGCCCACCACCCCGGUGUAUGCCCAACCCAAGAAAUCGCAUAUACCACGAAUAAUAGCAGCAUCAGGAGCAGCCAACACCAGCCUAAUACAUUCCACAACAUCAACGGCGGCAGCGCCAACAUUACCCACGACACCAACGCUCUUGGCAUCCACUGGGCUGCAAGCCCAGGCACCGGCAUCGGUAUCGGCACCAUUAUCAUUGUCAUGCCCAACCGGCCCAGCCUCAGAUACUGCUACUAAUUGCUGUCAUGUUACACCAAUGCAACUGGAUGACAAUCAAGUGUCAUCCAAGGAAGCGCCGCAAACACCUGAUGUAAGCGCCAACAACCCCACCACCACCACCACCACCACCAUCAGUGACAAUGCAAAGGCUGGCACAGAGGACUUGCCACAGCAGGCUAUGUCACAGUCACGCAUACCGCACUUACAUAGAAAUGCAAAUGUAACAGCCCCCGCAUCGGCACCAGCAACGGCAUACAAUCAGCAACAGCACCAGCAUAACCACCUUAUCAAUAAGGAUAAGACAAAUGCAAAUGUAAUACCCAAAGGAACAAACAUAUUGACAUCAAUUCCAAAACAAAGUUGGAGCACACCCACAGCCUCAUUGCCAAAGGAUGCCACCACACCAGCAACGACCACGACAAAGUCUACUUCCUCAUACCCCAGCGAUACUGCAUCUGAUGAUGCUGUCAAAGUCUACAAUGACAAUGCCAAAGUCUUAGCACAUCCUUCGUGGAGCAGAAAGACUGCAUCUCUGGCAUCGUCAUCGUCAUGCUCGUCAUCCACAUCAUCAUCGAUGCAAUCGGAUUCAGGCACAUCAUCGACAACUUCAUCUUCCACGGGCACCGUGCGCACCGAAUUGCAACAGCAUCUGCACUAGCAUCCGCAAUCAUCAAUCCUUACAGGUGUCGACUUAGCGACAUUUUUCCAUAGAGCUCUCCCCCUCAGCCCCCCAAAAUCCCACCAAGUGUGCAAAGUGUAAAUUUUGUAAAUAUGAACAGUUGAUUUCUUUAUUCAUAUCGGCAUUCGCAUUUGCAUUGAUUUACCACACCAUCUGUCUUGUGUUGAUUAUCCAAAGAGAAAUACAUUUUUAUGACAAAAUAGUAUUAGAAACAAAA
Molecule: messenger RNA, 7058 nt
Organism: Stomoxys calcitrans (stable fly)
Lineage: Eukaryota; Metazoa; Arthropoda; Insecta; Diptera; Muscidae
Gene: Nlg1
Exons: 11
Coding region: 1133-6820 (1895 amino acids)
Biological process (GO): chemical synaptic transmission; presynaptic membrane assembly; postsynaptic membrane assembly
Cellular component (GO): cell surface; synapse; postsynaptic membrane
Molecular function (GO): neurexin family protein binding; signaling receptor activity
Source: RefSeq, a predicted model, not a curated record